Carya illinoinensis is the source of this 1515-nucleotide messenger RNA. RefSeq lists its product as uncharacterized. The coding region runs from base 1 to 1515 and encodes 504 amino acids. Lineage: Eukaryota; Viridiplantae; Streptophyta; Magnoliopsida; Fagales; Juglandaceae. The record is from RefSeq and is a predicted model, not a curated record. The transcript is spliced from 5 exons.
AUGGUUGCAUCCAAACUUGAACUAUCAGUUGAAGAGCAAGAAGCAAUUGAGCUAUUGGCAGUUUUCAGAGGCCUGCAAUUGUGUUCCACCAUGGGACUUGACUCUUAUGUGCUAAUAUUCUCACCGAAUCUAAAGAGGCACAUUCUCGACUUCGCUGGUUCGCAGAAAUUGCCCAUAGAGGAGCGUUACCUUAAAAAAUGUCAUCCCAUUGUUGCCAAACCUUUUUACAACUUGAGCGCUAUGACUGAAGAAACUGAAGCAACGCCAAAUACCGAACCAAAUAUGCAAUCCAAUCCUGAAACUAAUCCCCACCAUCCUGCUAACCCAUUCUUCAUUCAACCCGGUGAAGGAGCAUCCUCUCCAUUGGUUCCCGACCUCUUAACAACAGAAAAUUAUGUGACCUGGGCAAGGACAAUGCGACGAGCCCUCAACAUAAAAAAUAAGCUUGGAUUUAUUGAUGGUAAAAUCGCCAAACCAACCAACGUUUCUGACCCUUUGCCUGCUCCAUGGGAGCGCUGCAAUGACAUGGUCAUAGCAUGGAGACAACACUCGGAGCGAUUUUCUAUCCAAAAUGCUCCUCGCAUUUUCCAACUUACAAAGUCCAUCUCCUCUUUAACACAAGACACUGACUCCGUCAGUCAAUACUACAACAAACUCAAAAGCUUCUGGGAUGAGCUUGAGAUUUAUGAGCCCAUGCCACUUUGCACUUGUGGCUCAGUCAAAAUUUUGCAGGAAUACACCCAUCGCAGCAAGGUCAUGCAGUUCCUCAUGGGACUCGAUGAUUCCUUCGAUUCCGUUCGGGCGCAAAUUUUACUUCAUGACCCAUUGCCAGCUCUCAACCAAGUUCAAUCCUUAUUUCAACAAGAAGAACGGCGUCGUCAAAUUCAUUCCAUGCCUGCACCCCUUACAAUGGUCACACGAGGACUAGAUAGCCGCAGCCAGAACAACUCUCGCAAAGAUCGUUUGUUCUGCUCCCAUUGCAAUAUACCUGGCCAUUCUUUGGAGUGUUGCUUCAAAGUGAAUCCCCAUCUGCCCAUGUGCUCACACUGUCACAUACCUGGCCACAUCAAAGAAAAAUGCUACAAGCUAAAUGGCUUCCCUCCAGGCCACAAGCACGGUCUUAAGCUUAAAUCUUUUGCUAACCAAUCAUCUCUUGUGCAGGAAGAAAUUCAUCAUCGUUCGUCCAUCACUCAGGAGCAGUACAAACAACUCCUUGCCUUGCUCAACCCCUCUCAUGUUGAUGCCACUACUCCUACUACUAACAAUGCGCACGUUGACUCCUCCCCUGUUUCUACACACACCCACGGCAAUGCCUCAAAUACCUCAUGGAUUAUAGACGCAGGUGCUACAGAUCACAUGAUCUGUAGCCUCAACCUUUUCACAAACAAUGUCACCACAGUUUCUAAUAUGAUUAAGCUCCCAAAUGGAUCCACCACAACAGCCACACACUUGAUAUUUGGGGUCCUAACUCAGCUCAAGGAUACAAUGGUUCCAAAUACUUUCUUACCAUUGUAG